AAGAUGGCUGAGCGGCGCGCGGAGUGGGCGGGGGGGCGGUGGGGGCUAGGGGGCGGUGGGACGCUGACCCCGCCCCCUACUGCUGCCAGUCUGCGCCCGGCGGUGGCGGCUGCAGCAGCGGAGCCCGAAACAUGGCGGCGGUGGCUCGCAGCUUCGGGCCGGAGCGAGAGGCCGAGCCGGUCAAGGAGGCGCGCGUUGUGGGCUCUGAGCUCGUGGACACGUAUACGGUUUAUAUCAUCCAGGUCACUGACGGCAGCCACGAAUGGACAGUCAAGCACCGCUACAGCGAUUUCUACGAUCUACACGAAAAGCUGGUUGCAGAAAAGAAAAUUGAUAAAAAUCUGCUUCCGCCUAAAAAGAUCAUUGGGAAAAACUCGAGAAGCUUGGUGGAAAAGAGGGAGAAGGAUCUGGAGGUCUACCUGCAGACACUCCUGGCCGCCUUCCCUGGCGUGGCCCCCAGCGUGCUGGCCCACUUCUUACAUUUUCAUCUCUACGAGAUAAAUGGCAUCACCGCAGCACUGGCUGAGGAGCUCUUUGAAAAAGGUGAACAGCUCCUGGGGGCUGGUGAGGUCUUUGCCAUCGGGCCCCUGCAGCUCUAUGCGGUCACCGAGCAGCUGCAGCAGGGAAAGCCCACCUGUGCCAGUGGGGACGCCAAGACUGACCUCGGGCACAUCCUGGACUUCACCUGUCGCCUUAAGUACCUGAAGGUUUCCGGCACAGAAGGACCGUUUGGGACCAGCAACAUUCAGGAGCAACUCCUGCCUUUUGAUCUGUCAAUAUUCAAGUCUCUUCACCAGGUGGAGAUAAGUCACUGUGGUGCCAGGCGCAUCCGGGGACUCGUGGCAUCGAAGCCCACCUUAGCCACAAUGAGCGUCCGCUUCUCUGCCACCUCUAUGAAGGAAGUCCUUGUUCCCGAAGCCUCGGAAUUUGACGAGUGGGAGCCAGAAGGCACAGCCCUGGAAGGCCCUGUGACUGCCGUCAUCCCCACGUGGCAGGCCUUGACCACUCUAGACCUGAGCCACAACAGCAUCUCAGAGAUCGACGAGUCUGUGAAACUGAUCCCAAAGAUUGAGUUCCUGGACCUGAGUCACAAUGGAGUGCUGGUUGUGGACAACCUGCAGCACCUCUACAACCUCGUGCACCUGGACCUGUCCUACAACAAGCUCUCCUCCUUGGAAGGGGUGCACACCAAACUGGGGAACAUCAAGACCCUCAACCUGGCGGGCAACCUCCUGGAAAGCCUGAGUGGCUUACACAAGCUCUAUUCCCUGGUCAGCCUGGACCUCCGCGACAAUAGGAUCGAGCAGCUGGAGGAGGUCAGGAGCAUCGGCAGCCUCCCGUGUCUGGAGCACGUGGCCCUGCUCAGCAACCCGCUGAGCAUCCUCCCUGACUACCGGACCAAGGUGCUGGCCCAGUUCGGAGAGCGGGCCUCCGAGGUCUGUCUGGACAAUACUGCGACCACAGAGAAGGAGCUGGACACUGUGGAAGUGCUAAAAGCAAUUCAGAAAGCCAAGGAGGUCAAGUCAAAGCUGAGCAACCCAGAGAAGAAGGUCAUUGAGGAUUCCCGGCUCUCCACUGCCCCUUGCAUCCGACCCAGUGGCUCCCCUCCCAGCGUGGCUCCUGCCACGGCCUCCCUGCCCCAGCCUAUCCUCUCCAACCAAGGUAUCAUGUUCGUGCAGGAGGAGGCCCUGGCCAGCAGCCUCUCAUCCACCGACAGUCUGACUCCCGAGGACCGGCCCAUUGCCCGGGGAUGCUCUGAUUCCUUGGAGUCCAUCCCUUCCGGACAGGCACCUUCUGAUGAUUCACGGGACAUCCCUGGAGCUGUUGGCGGUGUGAGCCCGGAGCACGCGGAGCCUGAGGUCCAGGUGGUGCCGGGGUCCGGCCAGAUCAUCUUCCUGCCCUUCACCUGUAUCGGUUACACGGCCACCAACCAGGACUUCAUCCAGCGCCUGAGCACGCUCAUCCGGCAGGCCAUCGAGCGGCAGCUGCCCGCCUGGAUCGAGGCCGCCAACCAGCGGGAGGAGGGCCAGGGCGAGCAGGGCGAGGAUGACGAGGACGAUGAGGAUGAUGAGGACGCCGCGGAGAACCGCUACUUUGAAAUGGGGCCCCCGGAUGCGGAGGAAGAGGAGGAGGGCGGCCGGGUGGAGGAGGAGGAGGAGGAAGAGGAGGAGGAGGAGGAGGAGGAGGGCGAGGAGGAGCGCCUGGCCCUGGAGUGGGCCCUGGGCGCGGACGAGGACUUCCUGCUGGAGCACAUCCGCAUCCUCAAGGUGUUGUGGUGCUUCCUGAUCCACGUGCAGGACAGCAUCCGCCAGUUCGCCGCCUGCCUCGUGCUCACCGACUUCGGCAUCGCCGUCUUCGAGAUCCCGCACCAGGAGUCGAGGGGCAGCAGCCAGCACAUCCUGUCGGCCCUGCGCUUCGUCUUCUGCUUCCCGCACGGCGACCUCACCGAGUUCGGCUUCCUCAUGCCGGAGCUGUGUCUGGUGCUCAAGGUGCGGCACAGCGAGAACACGCUCUUCAUCAUCUCGGACGCCGCCGGCCUGCACGGGUUCCAUGCCGACCUGCGCUCCUGCUUCGCCCCACAGCACAUGGCCAUGCUGUGCAGCCCCGUGCUCUACGGCAGCCACACCAGCCUGCAGGAGUUCCUCCGCCAGCUGCUCACCUUCUACAAGGUGGCGGGUGGCUGCCAGGAGCGCAGCCAGGGCUGCUUCCCCGUCUACCUGGUCUACAGCGACAAGCGCAUGGUGCAGACGGCCGCUGGCGACUACUCGGGCAACAUCGAGUGGGCCAGCUGCACGCUCUGCUCGGCCGUGCGGCGCUCCUGCUGCGCGCCCUCCGAGGCCGUCAAGUCCGCCGCCAUCCCCUACUGGCUGCUGCUCACGCCCCAGCACCUCAACGUCAUCAAGGCCGACUUCAACCCCAUGCCCAACCGUGGCACCCACAACUGUCGCAACCGCAAUAGCUUCAAGCUCAGCCGCGUGCCGCUGUCCACAGUGCUGCUGGACCCCACGCGCAGCUGCACCCAGCCGCGGGGCGCCUUCGCCGACGGCCACGUGCUGGAGCUGCUCGUGGGCUACCGCUUCGUCACUGCCAUCUUCGUGCUGCCCCAUGAGAAGUUCCAUUUCCUGCGUAUCUACAACCAGCUGCGGGCCUCGCUGCAGGACCUAAAGACUGUGGUCAUUGCCAAGACGCCUGCGACCGGGGCCCGGUCCCAGAGCCCCCUCGUGGAAGGCCAGGCUGCCGAGGACAGGGCCAGCAGUGACCAGCGGCCCCAGGAUGCCCCAGCAGAGGCCCCAGCUCCAGCCCCUGCGGAGGCCCCAGCCUUGGACCCAGCCCCGGGGGAGGGCCCCGCUUCGGCCCUGGAAGAGGCCUUGUGCCCAGCAACGGCCACGGGCCCGGUGGAGCCCUCGCUUCCAGCUCCAGUCCCCGCAGAGGCCUCACGCCCGGAGGAGUCCCCCGAGGAGACCCCGGCGGAGAUCCCAGCCCUGGCCGAGUCCUCGGGGCCAGUGGAGGCUCCCGCUCAGUACCCGAGCGAGCACCUGAUCCGCUCCACGUCGGAGGAGAAUCAGAUCCCGUCGCACCUGCCCGCCUGCCCGUCGCUGCAGCACAUCGCCAGCCUGCAGGGCAGCACCGUCAUCGAGCUCUUCCACAGCAGCAUCGCCGAGGUGGAAAACGAGGAGCUGAGGCACCUCAUGUGGUCCUCAGUGGUGUUCUACCAGACCCCAGGGCUGGAGGUGACCGCCUGCGUGUUGCUGUCCACCAAAGCUGUGUACUUUGUGCUGCACGAUGGCCUCCGCCGCUACUUCUCAGAGCCUUUGCAGGAUUUCUGGCAUCAGAAGAACACGGACUACAACAACAGCCCCUUCCACAUCUCCCAGUGCUUUGUUUUAAAGCUCAGCGACUUGCAGGCAGUCAACGUUGGGCUUUUCGACCAGCAUUUCCGGCUUACGGGCUCCUCCCCGACGCAGGUGGUUACCUGCCUGACCCGGGACAGCUACCUGACACACUGCUUCCUGCAGCACCUCAUGGGCGUGCUGUCCUCACUAGAGCGCACACCUUCGCCUGAGCCCGUCGACAAGGACUUCUACUCCGAGUUUGGGAACAAGACCACAGGGAAGCUGGAAAACUAUGAGCUGAUCCACUCAAGCCGUGUCAAGUUCACCUACCCCAGCGAGGAGGAGAUCGGAGACCUGACAUUCACCGUGGCCCAGAAGAUGGCCGACCCAGAGAAGGCCCCAGGCCUCAGCAUCCUGCUGUAUGUGCAGGCCUUCCAGGUGGGCACGCCGCCCUCUGGGCGCUGCAGGGGCAUGCUGCGCCCCAAGACGCUCGUGCUCACCAGCGCCGAGAUCUUCCUCCUGGAUGAGGACUUUGUGCACUACCCACUGCCUGAGUUCGCCAAAGAGCCACCGCAGAGAGACCGGUACCGGCUGGACGACGGCCGCCGCGUCCGGGACCUGGACCGCGUGCUCAUGGGCUACCAGCCCUACCCGCAGGCCCUAACCCUUGUGUUUGACGACGUGCAGGGCCACGACCUCAUGGGCAACGUCACCCUGGACCACUUCGGCGAGGUGCCGGGGGGUCCUGGCGGAGCUGGCCAGGGCCGCGAGGUCCAGUGGCAGGUGUUCGUGCCCAGCGCUGAGAGCCGCGAGAAGCUCAUCUCGCUGUUGGCUCGCCAGUGGGAGGCACUGUGCGGCCGGGAGCUUCCCGUCGAGCUCACCGGCUAGCCCAGGCCACCAUGGCCAGCCCUUGCCACCCGCUGUGUCCGGCCUGGCGCCCACUCAGAGCGGGAAGCAGGCUUUCUUUAUUCUUUUUAAAGUGUUUCUCCCCUGUUUUGGGUACCCUCGUUGGACCGUCCUUGCAGAGAAUGUCAAUGUCUGCGCUCAGUGAUCUCUUUCCAGUGCUGGGAGUGAAAGUGCCGGCCCCCUCCAGGACCCCCCCAACCCCGUGCCCUCCACCUCCCAUGGCUCUGUUGCCUGUCCCUGGGGUGGUGUGGCCGGUGCACCAGUGUUGUGUUUCCUGUCGUGGGACUGUUAUUCACACGUGGCGCCGUGGGUCUGAUUUAUUCUUCUCUGUCCUUCGCUGAAAUGUCUUGUCUAGUCAUGUGCUGUCCUUGUGGGCGUUUGCUGCUAAUCGUGAGGCUGGUAGCAAAAUGCACAUCAGAAGCUCCCGCCCCGUGCGGAUUUCCAGAGUGGAGCCUCUCCUGGCCCGACCGAGUGGGAGAGCCCCCUGGGGGCAGGAGUCCCCAGGCCUCGGGGCUGAAAGGGGCGGUGGCAGGGGACCUAGAGCUGCCAGCUCCGAGUGUGAUUCUUGUCGCCUGUUUUCUCUAUUCUAAUAAAGCUCAGUUUGACACAGA
Messenger RNA from Lontra canadensis (Northern American river otter), 5350 nucleotides. RefSeq names its product nischarin (gene NISCH). Gene Ontology annotation, molecular function: integrin binding; protein kinase binding; phosphatidylinositol binding. The record is from RefSeq and is a predicted model, not a curated record. Bases 132 to 4721 code for a protein of 1529 amino acids. Gene Ontology annotation, cellular component: cytoplasm. The transcript is spliced from 21 exons. Lineage: Eukaryota; Metazoa; Chordata; Mammalia; Carnivora; Mustelidae.